GCCAGAGCGCGAGGCUUUCUCUCCGGCUGCCGGUCGCCGGGUGCUCCUGAGGCGGCGGCGGCAGCAGCGUUCACACCGCCCCGCCCGCCGCCGCUCGCGGUGUCCGUGUGUCAGGGGAGGGGACGCGCGGAGGAGGGGAGGGGACGCCGCCGUUGCGGAAGGAACCGCCGCCGCCGCCGGGCGCUCGCUGCUGCCGCUGCCGCUGCCGCUGCCGCGUCGCUGGAGAAGAGGAGGCGGAGGGGGCGGUGGCGGCGGCGGCGGCGAACAUGUUUUCAGUGCGGAUCGUCACCGCCGACUACUACAUGGCCAGCCCGCUGCAGGGGCUGGAUAUCUGCCAGUCGCCCCUCACCCGGGCCCCUGUCAAGAAGGUGCCGGUGGUGCGAGUCUUCGGAGCGACCCCGGCAGGUCAGAAGACAUGUCUUCAUCUGCAUGGCAUCUUUCCUUACCUCUAUGUGCCAUACGAUGGCUAUGGACAGCAGCCAGAAAGCUAUCUUUCUCAGAUGGCAUUCAGUAUCGACAGAGCACUUAAUGUGGCUUUAGGCAAACCAUCUUCUGCUGCUCAGCAUGUGUUCAAAGUGUCAUUAGUAUCAGGAAUGCCUUUUUAUGGAUAUCAUGAGAAGGAAAGACAUUUUAUGAAGAUCUAUCUUUACAAUCCUGCAAUGGUGAAAAGGAUAUGUGAACUUUUGCAAAGCGGAGCCAUAAUGAAUAAAUUUUAUCAGCCUCAUGAAGCGCAUAUUCCCUACCUCCUACAGCUCUUCAUUGACUACAAUCUAUAUGGAAUGAAUUUAAUCAAUCUGGCUGCUGUCAAGUUCCGAAAAGCAAGAAGGAAAAGUGAUUCAUUAUAUGCAACUGGACUUUGCAAGGAUCGAUUUCCAGGAAACUCUCUUGCUAGUUCUUUAUUUAGGUGGGAAGAAGAUGAAAUACCAAGUUCUUUAAUACUGGAAGGUGUUGAACCACAGAGUACUUGUGAAUUAGAAGUGGAUGCUGUAGCUGCUGACAUCUUAAAUCGACUAGACAUUGAAGCUCAAAUUGGGGGAAACCCUGGUCUACAGGCCAUAUGGGAAGAUGAAAAGCAACGGCGAAGAGACAGGAAUGAAACUUCUCAAAUUAGCCAACCUGAAUCACAAGAUUGCAGGCUUGCGCCACCAACAGAGAGUGAAAAAAAAUUUCAGAAGAGACUUCAGGAAAUUCUCAAACAGAAUGAUUUCUCCGUAACAUUAUCAGGAUCUGUGGACUACAGUGACGGAUCCCAAGAGUUCUCUGCUGAGUUAACAUUACAUUCUGAAGUUCUGUCUCCUGAAAUUCUUCAGUGUACACCAGCUAAUACGAUCGAAGUUCACAAAGACACAGAGUUGAGCAAAGAACACACCAGGCACAAAGUGGAAGAAGCUCUUAUUAAUGAAGAAGCAAUUUUGAACCUCAUGGAAAAUAGUCAGACUUUUCAGCCUUUGACCCAAAGACUGAGUGAGUCACCAGCUUUCUUGGACAGUAGUCCUGACGAGGCUCUGGUACAUCUUCUUGCCGGUUUGGAAAAUGAUGGAUAUCAGGGAGAAAGAAAUAGGAUGCCAUCACCAUGUCACGCUUUUGGAAAUACUAAAAAUCUUCAAAAUAGUGAUGAUGAAGAAAAUGAACCACAAAUUGAAAAAGAAGAAAUGGAACUUAGUUUGGUGAUGUCUCAGAGAUGGGACAACAAUAUUGAAGAACACUGUGCCAGAAAGAGAUCACUGUUCAAAAAUGCCCAUAGAAGCUCAACUGAAGAUGAUGAUUCGUCUUCGGAAGAAGAAAUGGAAUGGAGUAAUAACAGUUUGCUGCUAGCCAAUCUUUCCAUACCUCAGUUAGAUGGAACAGCAGAUGAGAAUAGUGAAAAUCCACUAAGCAACGAAAAUUCUAGAAGCCACUCCUCUGUGAUUGCAGCAAGCAAGCUCUCAGUAAAACCUUCCAUCUUUCACAGAGAUGCUACUACGCUAGAACCCCCAUCUUCUGCUAAGAUCACCUUCCAGUGUAAACACACAAGUGCCCUUUCUUCCCAUGUUUUGAACAAGGAAGACAAAAUUGAAGAUCUUUCACAGCCAAACAAUGUAGAAAAAAGUCUAGAUCGUUCAGUUGCUACUUACACAGAUGAGAGCACUUACGCUGUAAAAUACCCUGGGUCUUUCAGCGGCACUGUCCACUCAGAAAGUGCUCACAAGGAAAGUAGUAAGAAAGAUACUCUUCCGGUAUCUUCAUGUGAAAGUAGUAUUUUUGAUUAUGAAGAAGAUAUUCCAUCUGUUACAAGACAAGUACCAAGUAGAAAGUAUACAAAUAUUAGAAAAAUCAACAAGGAUUCCCCGUUUACACAUAUGAACCGUCACACUAACGACAGUACAUUGGGCAAAAAUUCUUUCAACUUUUCUGACUUAAGUCAUUCAAGAAAUAAAUUGCCCCCUGAAAUAAAUGAAAAAGGAAAUAGUACAGCUCUGAGUAGUCUUUUCCCUUCAUCGUUAACUGAAAAUUGUGAACUGAUAUCAUGCUCAGGCGAGAAUAGAACUAUGGUGCAGUCUCUUGACAACAUUGCUGAUGAAAGUGGAUUAAAUAAACUUAAAAUUAGAUAUGAAGAAUUUCAAGAGCAUAAGACAGAAAAGCCGAGCCUCAGCCAGCAAGCAGCACAUUAUAUGUUUUUUCCUAGUGUUGUUCUUUCUAAUUGUCUCAGCAGACCACAGAAACUCUCUCCCGUGACAUAUAAGCUGCAGCCUGGCAAUAAGCAGCCCCGGCUAAAACUGAGUAAAAAGAAACUUGUAGGUCAUCAGGAGACUUGUACCAAGACUAAUGAGACUGCAUCCCCAAAAGAUAAUUGUAUCCAAAAUAAUCCUAGUAACAGUAAUCCUGAGAAGGAUAAUGCAUUGGCUGGCGAUUUGAUUAAAGCCACUCGUGGAGAUUUUGAAAAUAAGACACCUACAGACAGUCUUAUAGACUGCCAAUUGGAAGAUGGAACCUUAGAAACUGAGCAGUCCUUUGGAUUGUAUGGAAAUAAAUAUACACUUAGAGCCAAACGCAAAGUAAACUACGAGACUGAAGAUAGCGAGUCAGGUUUUGUAACACACAACUCAAAAAUUAGCCUACCUCAGCCUAUGGAAAUUGGCGAAAGUUUAGAUGGAACUCUUAAAUCUCGAAAACGAAGGAAAAUGGCUAAAAAACUGCCCCCGGUCAUCAUAAAGUAUAUUAUUAUUAAUAGAUUUAGAGGAAGAAAAAAUAUGCUUGUGAAACUAGGAAAAAUAGACUCUAAAGAAAAACAAGUAAUAUUAACAGAGGAAAAAAUGGAACUUUAUAAAAAGCUUGCACCUUUGAAAGAUUUUUGGCCAAAAGUUCCUGACUCCCCUGCCACCAAAUAUCCCAUUUAUCCACUAACACCAAAGAAAAGUCACAGAAGAAAAUCAAAGCAUAAGUCUGCUAAGAAAAAAACUGGUAAGCAACAAAGGGCAAAUAAUGAAAAUAUUAAAAGAACUUUCUCCUUUCGGAAAAGACGGUCGCAUGCUAUUCUUUCUCCUCCCUCACCAUCGUAUAAUGCUGAAGCCGAAGACUGUGACUUGAAUUAUAGUGAUGUUAUGUCUAAACUAGGUUUUCUUUCUGAAAGAAGCACAAGUCCCAUAAAUUCUUCUCCACCUCGCUGCUGGUCCCCCACUGACCCAAGAGCUGAAGAAAUUAUAGCUGCUACAGAUAAAGAAGCAAUGCUUUUGAAGGGCCUGAAUGUAUACAAUAGCCGAACUGUUCAUCCCCGUAUAGAGAGAAAUAGUCGAGCAAGAACACAGGUUAAAAAAGCAAAAACAAAGCUUGUUAACCCCUCUGUAAUUACGAAGAGAAGGAAUAAGCGAAACCAGACAAAUAAACUAGGAGAUGAUGGAAAAAAGAAGCCAAGAGCAAAACAGAAACCAAAUGAGAAAGAUCCAUCAAGAAAGCGCAUAGCACUUAAAGAUGAAAAAAUUAAAUCUCAGUCAGGGUCUGAAGUAAAGUUGGUGCUGAAACAUCAGCAUGUGUGUGAGUCGUUGCACAGUUCUGGGGGCUCCCAGCUGCUUUUUAAGCCGAACGACGUGUCACGAUCAGACUCUACUAUAGAUCAUCCCCUGCCCGCCCCCCUCCCCCCUGGAAUUCAUGCACAACAGACUUUCUCUGGCUGCUUUUCCUCUUUCUUAGAAAACAAGAAGCCUGUAGAUUUGCAGCCAAUCCCCAGCUCACGAGAUGAUUUGCAUUCAUCAGUCUGUAGUUCUUUGGGGCCUGGAAUCUCAAAAAUUAAUGUUCAGAGAUCUCAGAAUCAAAGUGCUAUGUUUACUCUAAAAGAAUCAACAUUGAUUCAAAAGAAUAUAUUUGAUCUUUCCAACCAUUUGUCUCAGGUAGCACAGAAUACACAGGUAGCGUCCAAUUUAGUGUCUCCAAAGACAGAAGAAAAUACAAAUGCACAAAAAAACUAUCUGUCGUCAAUUGGAAAGUUAAACGAAUAUUGCACUUCCCAAGAAUCAAAGUCUGACCAAACAUACACUCACAGUUUUUUGCAGUGCAAAGAUAGUCAGCAGCAGACUGUGUGCACGGGGGAAUCGUCAAAGCACAGUGAAAUUUCUUCUCAAGGAAACACAGCUUCAGAGGAAAGCCAAAUGCCUAAUAACUGCUUUGUGACCUCCUUGGGAAGUCCAGUCAAAGAAAUAGCAUGGGAACAAAAACAAAGAGGCUUUAUUUUAGACAUGUCAAAUUUUAAACCUGAAAGGGUAAAACAGCGGUCACUGUCAGAAGCAGUUUCACAAACCAAAGCACUUACUCCAUGUAAAAAUCAAAAUGUGUCAGCACCUUCAACAUUUGGUGAAGGACAGUCUGGACUGGCAGUUCUGAAAGAAUUGUUACAAAAAAGGCAACAAAAAGCACAAAACUCUAAUAGUGUACAAGACCCACUAUCUAGUAAACAACCAAACAAAAAUAGUUCUGAUUCCCUUGAACAAAGCAAAAUAGUUAAACGAACACGGUCAGUAACAUCUCCAAGAAAACCUCGUACUCCCAGAAGUACAAAACCUAGAGAGAAAAUUCCCAAACUUCUUAAAGUAGACUCUCAAAACUCACAAAAUUCUGGGCAGUUGGAUAACUCCCUAUCAGAUGAUAGUCCUGUCGUUUUUUCAGACCCAGGUUUUGAAAGUUGUUACUCGCUUGAAGAUAGCUUGUCUCCUGAACAUAAUUAUAACUUUGAUAUUAAUACAAUAGGUCAGACUGGAUUUUGUAGUUUCUACACUGCAAGUCAAUUUGUCCCAGCUGAUCAGAAUUUGCCUCAGAAAUUCCUAAGUGACGCAGUUCAGGAUCUUUUCCCAGGACAGAAUAUAGACAAAAACGAGUUUCUAAGUUAUGACAACCAGAAGUGUGAUGAAGAUAAACACCAUGCCCCAGACUCAACGUCGUGGAUUAGAUCUGGUACUCUCAGCCCUGAACUAUUUGAGAAAUCAUCCAUAGAAAACCAUGAGAAUCAUCAUCACAGCCAGUGGAAAAACAACUUUCAUCCUCUAACAACUCGGUCUAAUUCAAUUGUGGAUUCUUUCUGUGUCCAACAGGCAGAGGGCUGUCUAAAUGAAAAGUCUAGACUGAAUAGGAGUUCAGUGAACAAAGAAGUGCUUCUUAGCCUCUCACAACCAAGUAAUUCAGACUGGAUUCAAGGACAUACUAGAAAAGAAAUGGGACAUCUUGACUCAGUCAAUAAUUCUUUCACUACAAUAUUGUCUUCCCCUGAUGGUGAACUUAUUGAUGCAACCUCUGAAGAUUUAGAGCUAUAUGUUUCAAGAAACAAUGAUACAUUAACACCAACUCCUGACAGUUCACCGAGGUCUACCAGUUCUCCCUCCCAGUCUAAAAAUGGCAGUUUUACCCCUCGAACUGCUCAUAUUCUGAAGCCACUUAUGUCCCCACCAAGUAGAGAAGAAAUUAUGGCAACUUUGUUAGAUCAUGAUCUAUCAGAAACUGUUUACCAGGAACCAUUUUGCAGUAAUCCUUCUGAUGUACCAGAAAAGCCCAGGGAGAUCGGCGGACGGCUUCUCAUGGUAGAAACUCGACUUCCAAAUGAUCUGGCUGAAUUUGAGGGAGACUUUUCCUUAGAAGGACUUCGUCUGUGGAAAACAGCUUUCUCAGCAAUGACUCAAAAUCCAAGACCAGGGUCACCCCUUCGCAAUGGCCAAGCAACUGUUAAUAAAGGGUCAAGUAAUAGCCAUAAAAUGUUUGAGGAUAAGAAAAUUGUCAUUAUGCCUUGCAAAUGUGCCCCAAGUCGACAACUGGUUCAAGCGUGGCUUCAAGCCAAAGAAGAGUAUGAACGUUCCAAGAAACUGUCUAAAAUUGAGCCGACGAGAGUUGUCAAACCUGCUGCUGAGAACUUCAGUUCUUUACUUAACCCAGAUGACAAACCGGUAGUGCCUCCAAAAACAAAUGCAACUCCUCUCACACUCCCUUCUGUAGCGUGUACUGAGGAAGCUGUCGAUAAUUCUCAGAUUGCUUUACAAGGACCCACCACAGGAUGUACUAGAACUGCAAGUGAAAAUCAGAUGCUUCCAACAAAUUCAGAUGCUUCUGAAAGAGUGCUUCAGAAAGGGGAAGCUGAUGAUGCUGACAGCUAUCACGCUAGUUACAGCUCCCCUGACUCUCCAGUAAUCCCCCCUUGGCAACAGGCAAGAUCCCCAAGCUCCAAAGCAUUAAAUGGAGAUGAUAGACCCUCUUCACCCUUAGAGGAAUGGCAUUCACUAACUAUUGAGAACUUCUUAAAACCAGUAAAAGAUGAUACUAAGAAAAGCCCCUGUGACAAACUUGAACCUCUGGUGAUAUCUCCAAUUAAUGUUAGGAGAACUGGGAUAUGUGAAUCACUUUGCCUUCAUAGUACACCAAUUAUACAGAGAAAACUUCUGGAAAGACUUCCUGAAGCAACUGGCUUUAGCACUUUAUCAACAGAACCAAAAACCCAGAAAUUGAGUCAUAAGAAAGGAAGUGAGACUGACACUCUUAGAAGAGUUCUCAUAACCCAAACAAAGAAUCCAUUUGCAGCAGUAAAUACCCCAAAGAAAGAAACAUCUCAGAUUGAUGGACCAUCUUUAAACAAUACUUAUGGUUUCAAAGUCAGCAUACAAAAUUUACAGGAGGCGAAGGCUUUACAUGAGAUACAAAAUCUUACCUUAAUCAGCGUGGAGUUACAUGCCCGAACUAGACGAGACUUAGAACCCGAUCCUGAAUUUGACCCAAUUUGUGCUCUAUUUUACUGCAUCUCAUCUGACUCUCCACUGCCAAAUACAGACAAAACAGAACUCACUGGUGUCAUAGUGAUUGAUAAAGACAAAUCAGUCUCCUCUCAAGAUAUCAGAUAUCAGACUCCAUUACUUAUUAGAUCUGGAAUUACUGGACUAGAAGUUACUUACACUACUGAUGAGAAGGCUCUUUUUCAGGAAAUUGCAGAUAUCAUAAAGAGAUAUGAUCCUGACAUUCUACUAGGAUAUGAAAUUCAGAUGCAUUCGUGGGGUUACCUCUUGCAGAGGGCUGCUGCCUUGAGUGUCGACCUGUGUCAGAUGAUCUCUCGAGUGCCACAUGACAAAAUUGAGAACAGAUUUGCAGCUGAAAGAGAUGACUAUGGAUCAGAUACAAUGUCAGAGAUAAAUAUUGUUGGUCGAAUUACACUAAAUCUUUGGAGAAUCAUGAGAAAUGAGGUGUCUCUAACGAAUUACACUUUUGAAAAUGUGAGCUUUCACAUUCUACAUCAGCGCUUUCCCCUUUUUACCUUCCGAGUCUUAUCAGAUUGGUUUGAUAAUAAAACAGACUUAUACAGAUGGAAAAUGGUUGAUCACUACAUUAGCCGUGUUCGUGGGAAUCUCCAAAUGUUAGAACAGCUGGACUUAAUUGGGAAAACCAGUGAAAUGGCUAGACUUUUUGGCAUCCAGUUUUUACAUGUACUGACAAGGGGUUCACAGUACCGUGUGGAGUCAAUGAUGCUGCGUAUUGCUAAGCCAAUGAACUAUAUUCCCGUGACACCUAGUGUCCAGCAAAGAUCCCAGAUGAGAGCCUUACAGUGUGUUCCCCUAAUUAUGGAACCUGAAUCUCGCUUCUAUAGCAACUCUGUUCUUGUUUUGGAUUUUCAGUCUCUGUAUCCUUCUAUUGUGAUUGCCUAUAACUACUGUUUUUCCACUUGCCUUGGCCAUGUGGAAAACUUAGGAAAGCCUGAUGAGUUCAAAUUUGGCUGUACCUCUCUAAGAGUACCUCCAGAUUUACUUUACCAAAUUAGACAUGACAUCACAGUGUCCCCCAAUGGAGUAGCUUUUGUCAAGCCUUCAGUACGAAAAGGUGUGCUACCAAGAAUGCUUGAAGAAAUUUUGAAGACAAGACUCAUGGUGAAGCAGUCAAUGAAGACUUACAAACAAGACAGAGCCCUUUCACGAAUGCUUGAUGCACGCCAGCUAGGACUUAAACUUAUAGCAAAUGUGACAUUUGGCUAUACAUCAGCUAAUUUUUCUGGGAGAAUGCCAUGUGUUGAGGUUGGCGAUAGUAUUAUUCACAAAGCCAGAGAGACCUUGGAACGGGCUAUUAAAUUGGUGAAUGACACCAAGAAAUGGGGCGCCAGGGUUGUAUAUGGUGACACUGACAGUAUGUUUGUGCUACUGAAAGGAGCCACUAAGGAGCAGUCUUUUAAAAUUGGCCAGGAAAUUGCUGAAGCUGUAACUGCCACCAAUCCCAAGCCAGUGAAAUUGAAGUUUGAAAAGGUAUAUUUGCCUUGUGUCUUACAAACAAAAAAGAGGUAUGUGGGUUACAUGUAUGAAACUCUUGAUCAGAAGGACCCGGUAUUUGAUGCAAAAGGAAUAGAAACAGUAAGAAGAGACUCCUGCCCUGCUGUGACCAAGAUACUUGAGCGUUCUCUAAAGCUGCUAUUCGAAACAAGAGACAUCAGUUUAAUUAAACAGUAUGUCCAGCGACAAUGUAUGAAGCUUCUAGAAGGAAAGGCCAGCAUACAAGAUUUUAUCUUUGCCAAGGAGUACAGAGGAAGUUUCUCUUAUAAGCCUGGAGCAUGUGUGCCAGCCCUUGAACUUACAAGGAAAAUGCUUAGUUAUGACCGGCGAUCUGAGCCUCGAGUCGGGGAACGAGUGCCAUAUGUCAUCAUCUACGGGGCCCCUGGAAUACCACUUAUCCAGCUGGUAAGGCGCCCAGUAGAAGUCCUGCAGGACCCGGCUCUGAGGCUGAAUGCCGCCUACUACAUCACCAAGCAAAUUCUUCCACCACUGGCAAGAAUUUUCUCGCUGAUUGGUAUCGAUGUCUUCAACUGGUAUCAUGAGUUACCACGGAUCCAAAAAGCUACUAGCACCUCUCGAAAUGAAUCUGAAAGUCGGAAAGGCACUAUUUCACAAUAUUUCACUACCUUACAUUGUCCCGUGUGUGACGAGCUGACGCAGCAUGGAGUCUGUAAUAAAUGUCGGAGCCAACCCCAGCAUGUUGCUGUCAUCCUCAACCAAGAAAUCCGAGAGCUGGAACGUAAACAGGAGCAGCUUAUAAAGAUCUGCAAGAACUGCACGGGUUGCUUUGACCGACAUAUCCCAUGUGUUUCUCUGAACUGUCCAGUGCUUUUCAAACUCUCCAGAGUAAACAGAGAAUUAUCCAAGGCACCAUAUCUCCGGCAAUUAUUAGACCAGUUUUGAAAUAGUCCGUAUCACAGAAUUCCAGGUGCUAGUUGUUUUCAGUGUUUACCACUAGACUGUUGUGCAUGGUGCUUUUUCAACUUUCAUUGAGUCAAGUAUGCUCGCUGUCUGCCAUCCGAAGAUGAAGAAAACUUCACUGCUAACUGAACUCGACAGCGCUCUUGUUGAUCUCUGAAUAGCUCCCUUCUGACAGUGUACGAACACGUCUUCUCAUUCUUCUGACAUUGCUUAUAAUGCAGGUGUUGAAUUUGCUCCAGUAUGUGUAACACCCCGUAAAUCCAUUUGAGUAGACCAUGUUUACUUCCUUCUGGAAGAAGCAUUGAAAACCUCUUAAAAAAAAAAAAAAAACCAUUCGUGUGUUUCCCUUGAACUGUCUGUGUCAAGACGUGUUACUUAGAGAUACCCAUCGACUUUAUAAUUUUGACUGCAAAAUAUUUUGUAAAUACACUUUUUUACUUUUCAAACAACUGAGUAAAAUAAUGUGCAAUGAAUUUUAUACAAAUGAUUUUCCAAGUUGUUUGGUAUAUUUCCUCUAGGUUUUGCUUGACUCAGAGUAGAGUUGUUAUUUUGAUCAAACUGUGCAAAUAGUGCCUACCAUGUGUAGCAUUUGGAAACAUUUUCUUCUAAAACCACUGUCUUGCUUUAGCUAUUAAUGGGGCAUUGUGAGGAACUGUGCAAAGACAUUUUUGUUACAAACCUGUGGGCCUGUUGCAAUACUUUAAAAAUAAAAAGAUUUUAUUCCAUUUUUGCUUGUUUUGUAUAGACAUUUCUAUUGCUUCUAAAUAUGCUUAAAAUAUUUCUUUCUUUAUGUACUACUGUACAGUUAGUCUUAUUUGCCAUCAUCUUGAACACAAAAUGUGUAUUUAGAAUAUUUGUAUAACUGUAUAAAAUGAAAAAGGAAUUAUGUGGUCAGUGCAUUGUUUUCUAAACUGGAAACCAUUUUGCUUUAAAGGUUAAUAAUGGGAAUCACAUUAAAAUUGAAUAAAAUAUGAAA
Messenger RNA from Erinaceus europaeus (western European hedgehog), 10650 nucleotides. RefSeq names its product REV3 like, DNA directed polymerase zeta catalytic subunit (gene REV3L). Gene Ontology annotation, cellular component: zeta DNA polymerase complex; nucleus. Lineage: Eukaryota; Metazoa; Chordata; Mammalia; Eulipotyphla; Erinaceidae. Bases 267 to 9656 code for a protein of 3129 amino acids. Gene Ontology annotation, molecular function: DNA-directed DNA polymerase activity; DNA binding; nucleotide binding. The transcript has 32 exons. The record is from RefSeq and is a predicted model, not a curated record. Gene Ontology annotation, biological process: error-prone translesion synthesis; double-strand break repair via homologous recombination.